This is a messenger RNA of Vitrella brassicaformis, 3111 nucleotides long. NCBI's taxonomy places the organism in Eukaryota, Vitrellaceae. The record is from the annotation of a GenBank genome assembly.
CGGACCAUUGUAUCGACAGACUGAGUCGUGACUGAAUGUCGUUGCUCCACCGACACGGUCAUCAAUUCUUCGCGAGGACUAGGGUAGUAGCGUAGGACCAUUCCGCAAAAAGCACACGUUGGACAAAACCACGCACGGAUCACGUGUCGCAACCAACCAACGAAAGAGAGAGAGGAAGGCAGACAAAGGGGAACAAUAUAUCGAUCAGUAAAUCCACGGUGGGACAGAACACCUCUAGUGCAGUGACGGAUGAAUGAGUGAUUGCAAAUCCACAAUAUCCACACACAACACAUGCAGACACAUACAUACAUACAGACAGACAUACAUACACAUAUAUGUACUACAUUGCCUUUCCUCUACCAAACAAACGCAUGCACGCUGAUCUACCUAUCUACAGCCAGGGCGCCUCCUGCACGCACACACACACGCAGACAUACACUCAUUCGCACUGCUCUCUGCGUCUCGCCAAAGUGACUGCCGAAUGACUGACCAUGUUUCAGGGGUCGUCGUCGUCCUCCGCCUCCAUGCCCUGCUCUUCCUCUUCCAUGGCCUCCAUGCCCUCAUCCGCAUCGGCCUGCCCGGCCUCUUGGUGUGGGAGGAGAAGGCUGAAGGACAUAUCGCCACCACCAUGCAGGCCUGUAAUAGAAUGGAAUGAAUGGAGCAUAACAAAUAAUCAGUAUACCGUCUCCGUCAUGAGCAGACCUUUUCCGCCUGAGCCCCAGUGACCUUCCGGCCCUUUCUCCCCAGUCUUGGCCGUGGCCUUGCUGCCAUCAUGUCUGCGAACGGUGCGACGACGCUGCGCACGCUGUGUGUCGUCUGUGUGCGGCAGGGGGGAGCUGUGCUGGGUGGAGAGAAGACAGAUGCGGUGCGCCAAAGCUGACGGCCGACCGCUGAGCUGCCUGAAAUGACUUGGCUGUCACGUAUCUCCCCAGUGGCCCUUUGGCUCUUCAGGGAGUGGUCGUCGGCGCGCCCACUGCAUAUCUGGCGCAUCGUCUCAUCGCUCGCAGCGCCUACACGCAAACAGUAAGCAGCAAGCAGGACAUGUGUGGAGAGAAAGGCUUGCCAGCAAUGCGUCCACCCAUUCGCUUCUUACGUCGGCGGGCAGCAUCCUUGUGUGUGGAUGGGAGGGGGGCGCGCCUGUCUGUGUCGGGCAGGCUGCUGGGUGACGGCUCGCCCUGCGUGUCAACAAUAUAAAGCAUGCAGCCAAAACACGUCCACGAAUGUAUUGACACGUGUGAAUGCGUUCUGUACUGUGCAUACCUCAUUCGACAGCGGCCUAGCCAGGACGUCGGCCCAGUGCGUCGCCGACAGGAACGCCAUCUCCAGAAACGGUUUGGUAGGAGAGGUCACCUGGCACCACACACCGCAAAGCGUUGCAUAGCCGUUGGUUGUGUGCCGAGCUCAUUCGCUCACCUCCACGAUGCCGGUGUCCCGCCCCGCUAUUCUCAUGACGAACAUGCGACGGUUGCCCUCCUCACGCCACUCGACAGUCGCACAAGACGACUGCACCCACACAUACGCACACACAGUGUGUUUUGUUGUGCUGUGGGCGAUUGCUGGGUGUUGGGCUACCCUCCCUUUCUCCCCACCUACCGUGGGUCUGCAGCUCUCGAUCAUCUGCUGAGCCAUGAACCUCAUCAGCCCAUCGGUCAGCGGCGUCGCGAGGACCAGCUGAGCAGCGUCCAUGCAUUCAUGUGAGCUGCCGCGGUCGAUCGCCAGCCCACUCCGAUCCGUCGGCUCUCGCCCCUGUUUGCCGCAGUGUGUUGGCGUAAGGAUGUCGGAGGAGAAGGUGUCGAUGCCACAGAGUGUGUCGAGCAGCGGGUCGUAGCAGAGGUAUCGAGAAGACCCUGACGGCAACGCCCCACUCGACCUCCUGCCCCCACCUGUGUCGGCUCCCUCUGCAGGGAUUGGCAUGGCCGGCUGCUGUGGGUGUCGGGACUGGUCGCUCAUGUGCAGAGUCGCCAUGUUCUCGUGAAUGUGUGGUCGCAGCACGUGAUAUAUCUUUUGCUGUGUGUUCGCCAAGUGUUGCGGUCCACACACGCAAAAGACAUAUCAGAGGCACAUAUGUGUCGUCGGGGCUGCGCUGUAGGUAUUUACCUUGUUCGCGCUAGAUCCGUCUUCGUCGCACUCAGCCGACCGUUUCUUCUUGCGAUUGGUGCUGGCACGCUGACCACACACACACGCAGAGUCGCACACACACGUGCCUGCGUAUCAAUGAGUACGUGUGUCAUGUCGUGUGGUGUUGGUGUGGUGUGGUGUGGUGUGUACGGGAGCAUAAAGGCGCAGAGGCGCCCCUGACGACGCCAAAUCGGACAUGUCAAACCCCUGUACGUACACAGACACACACGUGUGUGUAUGUAUGCAUUGGUGCAUUGCAAUGCAUCUUCUUCUGUGCAGUGUGUUGUGUUGUGUUGUGUUGUUCUUGAUGUGUGUACCCGUUGCUCAUACAGGCUGACAGUGGGAUUGAUUUGGUUAACCCACCUGUCACGACACUGCUUGGCGACGCGACCUGCACACACACAAAGAGGCGAAGCACAUCCACCCAGGCACAACCACACGCUCACAGAGAGCCUUGUCUGUCUGUCUGUCUUCUCUGUACCUGGCAUGUGCUUGGCGAUCUCUACCCACUUGCAUCGCUCCGUGUGGGUCUGCAUCAGCGACGCCAGCAUCGCGUCCUCCUCGGGCGUCAGAUGCUCUGAGAGCGGCGCACAGCCUUGGUCUUGUGCGGCUGCGCCAGGGGAGGGGUCGCGACUCGAAGAUAGCGACUGCGCCAGAGGGCCCGCGUGUGUCUGCUGCGACAGGUGGCCCGUUGGACCACCAUGCCGGUGAACAAGCGUCCUCUCAGGCGUGCAGUCGGCUGUCGAGAGAUCACGGGAUCCCGACAUUUUGUCCACAUCAAUCUGCCCUCCUGACGCUUUCUGCUGGCUCAGGAGCUGCCGAUAAUGACGUGUGCCGUCGCUGGUGGCAUCGUUGACGCCCCGGCGGCUGUCGGCUGUCGGCAGAAAGGAUGAGAGUGGAAGACGCGAACAAGGUGAGAGUCCCCGAAGCAAGAUCGGAAGGUUGGCGAAGCGCAGAACCACAGGGAUCUCCCGUAGACCCUUUUUGUUUUGG